AUGUCGGGCAACAAGGGUGAAAUUGCAACAGUGCGAGGAAACGACGGUGAUGCUGGCGAUUGGGCGGAAAAGAGGAGCAGCCACUUACAACUCAACAAGCAAGCUUUCGCCGUGCUGCAGCUGGCCAAGGAGAGACGGCCGUUGAUUCCUGACGCUGUUCGUUGCCUGCAGGGGACCCGUUGGUGGACGAGAAGAGGCGGUGAUGGAGGAAGACGAAGUAGGAUCUGGGGAAUGGCGGGAAUGAUAACCAAUUCUUCUAUUUUAAUGUCUCAAGCAAUCUAG
This is a messenger RNA of Uncinocarpus reesii 1704, 282 nucleotides long. RefSeq lists its product as uncharacterized. The transcript has a single exon. The record is from RefSeq and is a predicted model, not a curated record. NCBI's taxonomy places the organism in Eukaryota, Fungi, Ascomycota, Eurotiomycetes, Onygenales, Onygenaceae. The coding region runs from base 1 to 282 and encodes 93 amino acids.